This is a messenger RNA of Nicrophorus vespilloides, 424 nucleotides long. Its product is annotated as protein atonal. The transcript has a single exon. Gene Ontology annotation, molecular function: protein dimerization activity. The record is from RefSeq and is a predicted model, not a curated record. NCBI's taxonomy places the organism in Eukaryota, Metazoa, Arthropoda, Insecta, Coleoptera, Silphidae. Bases 1 to 423 code for a protein of 140 amino acids.
AUGGAUCAAUACCAAGCAUACAGUUGUUACAACUACAUCGCGGCUCCGUACUGCGGGGCGGCAGUCGAUGGCGGCGAAAUGGUGGAGUGGAGUUCGCGGGGUAGCAGUUACGAUAGCAACGAGGAUAGGGGAUACAGGAGCGGCAGUCCGGAGGCGGUUUCCGACGCCGGCGCCGCCGCCUCCAAAGGACCGAGGGUCACGCCCCAGGUGCUGCGGAAGAGGCGGCUGGCGGCGAACGCACGCGAGCGCAGACGGAUGCAGAACCUGAAUCAGGCGUUCGACAGGCUCAGGACCUUCCUACCGCAGCUCGGACAGGACAGGCAGCUCUCCAAAUACGAAACGCUCCAAAUGGCACAGACGUACAUCAACGCACUGUACGAUUUAUUGGAUCAUCCGCCGCAGCAUCCUCAUCACAACCAGUAGG